AUGAAAAGAAAGCAGAAUCAGGAGUUAAGACAAAAUAUGGAUAAAUUGGGUAUCAAAAAGAAAAGUCGCUAUCAACCAACACCCUCUUAUAAACUUGAACAAAACUUGAUGUUCCCAAAAAUAUUACCAUUUAUUAACUAUACAGUCGCUUCGGAAAAUAGGAAACUGCUUGAAAACGCAAUAUUAAAAAAGCAUUUUGAAUGUUCUCCAAUAGGACAGCUUAGCGACGAAACAAAAAAGAAAAUUCUUUCUCUUAUUUCGCCAAAUUUAAGAAAUAAAAGCCAUUUGAAAACUUGUCAGGAUUUGAUGUUUCAAGAAGUCGACAAGGAAUACGUGAGCAGCCUCAAAUAUUUUAUUGUCAAGUCUUCGCUAAAAGAAAACUCCGAGACAAAACAAUCGGAUGAAAAUUGGAUCCCCAUUUCGAGACAACUAGAGUUUGGCGGGAAGAAGGAAUGGAAUAAAUCUUUUAAAAAUAGUCUGAAGUAUCUUGAAAAAAACUUGUUUUGUUUCCAUCCGUUAUUGGUGGCUAUUCGGAAUUUCUACUACGACACAUUAUUGACAACUACGUUUCUGGAUAUCGAAAUUGCAAUGAAUGAAAAGCCUUACGAAUAUGAUCUAUUUCACAAAACAGUGGAAUUUGCAUGUGACAAGCGUUGUACAAAUAUCAUGCAAAAUUGGUUCAGUCAGCUCAUCAGAAUGGUCACUGUCGACUACUCAGAAUCGCUCCAAAAAGUGAGGAAUCAGCGAAAAAUUCAUAGCUGCAUCGAUUCCCUUAUGUCAAUUCAAUUCAAGCUAAUCGAGAAUGUUUACGUGAGUAGACAAGAAAUUCUAAACGAGCAAAAGGAGAAGACGUUGCUAAAAUUAAAUCAACUAAGACUACACGUCGAAGAAUUUGCUGAUUUUGGGGAACAGUCGCUAUUACCUCAAUACGUUCAGGACAUCAGACAGACAGCCACCAAGUUGAACGAAGAAAUGAAAAUGAUAGAAUGGAUCAACAAGAUUUUUACUGCCGCAGCGAGAAAGAAAAUUAACGAUUUGGAAGAAAUUGUCAGGCAAAACAAAAGAAGGAAGUCUUCAAUUAUGCAAGAAGAGGAUCAAGAGCAGCUCGAAGAAAUUGAAAAAAUUUAUGAAAUCCCUUCACUCGAAGAAAUAAAAACACCGGCAGCUAAACUAUGUGAAGCCAUCCAAAAUGACAUUUCCGACUUUCAAGUACUUCUUUAA
Octopus sinensis (East Asian common octopus) is the source of this 1221-nucleotide messenger RNA. RefSeq names its product dynein heavy chain 12, axonemal-like. NCBI's taxonomy places the organism in Eukaryota, Metazoa, Mollusca, Cephalopoda, Octopoda, Octopodidae. Bases 1 to 1221 code for a protein of 406 amino acids. The transcript has 7 exons. The record is from RefSeq and is a predicted model, not a curated record.